UUCUCUUCUCUUCGUCCUCCGCUAUCACCACACUUCUUCUGCUACUCUUUGGUGGACAUGGGAUCACUCAAGGACGUGAUGCAGCUGACCCCCGAGGAGGAUGAGGAGGCGUGCAUCUACGCGAUGCAGCUGUCCGGCGGCUCCGUCCUCCCCAUGGCCCUCAAGGCGGCCACCGAGCUCCAGAUCCUCGAGACUAUCGUCAAGGCCGGACCCGGAGCCGAGCUGAGCCCUGCCGACAUCGCCGCCCAGCUGCCCACCGAGAACCCGGGAGCGGCGGCAGUCAUGGUAGAUCGGAUCCUCCGUUUACUCGCCGCCUUCCGCGUGGUCAGCUGCACCGUCGAGGACGGCGACGAUGGCCGACCCUCGCGCAAGUAUGCCGCCGCGCCCGUCUGCAAGUACUUGACCAAGAACGACGACGGCGUGUCCCUGGCCGCUCUGGCCUUGUUAAACCAAGACAAAGUCCUCAUGGAGUGCUGGUACUACUUGAAGGACGCGGUGUUGGAAGGCAGCAUCCCUUUCAACAAGGCCUACGGGAAGACGGCGUUCGAGUACCCAAGCACCGACGCCCGGUUUAACCACGUGUUCAACGAGGGCAUGAGGAGCCACUCCACCAUCUUUACCAAGAAGCUGCUCCAGAACUACCGCGGCUUCGACGACGUCAAGGUGCUCGUCGACGUCGGCGGCGGCACCGGCGCCACCCUCCGCAUGAUCACCUCCGAGCACCCUCACAUCAAGGGCAUCAACUUCGACCUCCCUCAUGUCAUCUCCGACGCACCGCCCUGUCCAGGUGUAGAUCACGUUAGUGGAGACAUGUUUGAGACCAUUCCAAGUGGAGGAGACGCAAUCUUUAUGAAGUGGAUUCUUCACGACUGGAGCGACGAGCACUGUGCAAAGUUGCUAAAGAACUGUUGGAAGGCUCUGCCUGAGGAUGGAAAAGUGAUAGCGGUGGAAAGUAUUCUACCAGCAGUUCCAGAGCCCAGUCCUCUAGCCCAGAGUGUCUGUAUUGGAGAUCUGGUUAUGUUGGCUUAUAAUCCUGGAGGCCGAGAGAGGACCCAAAAGGAAUUGCAACACUUGGCAAGAGAAGCUGGCUUCUCAGGAUUCAAUUUCACCUAUGUGUUUGCUACCACUUGGGUCAUAGAAUUCACCAAGUAGAUUAGGAUUUCUAUUGUUGGCCGAUCCAUCCAUGCUAAUGCUGCUAGUAUUAUCUUGCUUGAUUUGCUUUGAGUUCCUUGAUCACUUAUCUACGAGAAUAAAUUUUAGUUCUACCCUA
This is a messenger RNA of Musa acuminata AAA Group (dessert banana), 1270 nucleotides long. Its product is annotated as tricetin 3',4',5'-O-trimethyltransferase-like. Gene Ontology annotation, biological process: methylation. The transcript has 4 exons. Gene Ontology annotation, molecular function: S-adenosylmethionine-dependent methyltransferase activity; O-methyltransferase activity; protein dimerization activity. The record is from RefSeq and is a predicted model, not a curated record. NCBI's taxonomy places the organism in Eukaryota, Viridiplantae, Streptophyta, Magnoliopsida, Zingiberales, Musaceae. Bases 58 to 1152 code for a protein of 364 amino acids.